Molecule: messenger RNA, 3839 nt
Organism: Gaeumannomyces tritici R3-111a-1
Lineage: Eukaryota; Fungi; Ascomycota; Sordariomycetes; Magnaporthales; Magnaporthaceae
Exons: 7
Coding region: 207-3839 (1210 amino acids)
Biological process (GO): positive regulation of GTPase activity; Ras protein signal transduction
Cellular component (GO): plasma membrane
Molecular function (GO): guanyl-nucleotide exchange factor activity
Source: RefSeq, a predicted model, not a curated record
GCGCUGAUGAUGCGAGUUCUCGCGGUCGGGGUGGGCAAGGCCCUGCGGGGGUGCUGUUUGACAGCGUUACAUUGAGGCGAAAGAACGGGAAGGGCGAGCGGUACUGUGUAACCUCAAAUUGAAAACACCACGAGGUGAUAGUGACACACAGCCUGGGGCUCGCACUGGCCGCCUUCUGCUUCGCGCCCCAAAACACCAGCCGGCCGAUGGAUCCCCAAGGGCCCUUGGGGCUGGCGGCGAGCCCAUUCCGCAUUCGCGCCGCCACUUCUGGCUCCCUUGCGCCCGCUGCGUUCCUGCGGCGCCGUUAUAAACAUCGGGUCGAGUCGCUGUCUGACCCGCCCCGAGGCUGCAUCACCGUAGCACUGCACACAUCAAAAUCGAUCUUGGUGUUGAAACACCCAUCUUGCACGACAACGAAGCUCACAACCGAUGCGGGUGUGUCUUUGGUUGGAGGUACCUCUAGCUUUGCCACGUGCACCGUCCUUGCUCCAACAGCUCUGACUCGAGCUGCAACCCCGGCCGGCAAAGCUCAACUCCCAGCAACCGCCCAACAACGACGCCAGCGCGUCCUAGCGCUAGCGCCACCAGCAGCGUGCUGCGAGCCCCAGGCGCCGCGGUAUCGUUUCGUGGUUUUGCGCCUUGCUCCUGGCUUGCAGUGGAAGGAGGAGAGCGCACAUCGCCACAAUCGCCGACGCCCUGUGCUGCCCGCGUGCCUCGCCUCGCGCGCGCUGCUGUGCCGCCAUAUCGCAGCGGCUCGACGACCGACCUUCCACAAAGCGCUUGCAAGCGCCGCGCCCACCGCCCACCCAAGCAAGCUGGACCAUCGAAACGCAGGAAACACCCCGAAGCCGCCGCCGAUCAGGGGACGUGGGAAAGAGGCAAGGACGCUGGGCGAACGAGAAGUUGAGGCUGCCGCCUAUCCCAUCCUCCCAGGCGACCCUUCGGCCUCGCAGCCUCUGCCGUCGCGCGGGUCUGGCAGGCACACGUCCGGCUCCUCCUCCUCCUCCUCCUCCUCCUCCUCGAGGCACGGCUCUAGGCCUGGAUCCAACUCAAAAUCGACCUCGCCGCUGCCCUCGCCGAUCGUCAACGACCACCAGCGGGUGGGCUCAUCCAUACCCGGGCCCGACCGCUCGUUCCUCGUGCUCGAUGACCCCGCGCCGCCUCGCACCCCCCGCUACGACCGAGACUCGAUAGUCACCAUCGCCGAGGACCCCUUCCUGAGGCGCUACGCCGAGCCCCCGGGAGAUACGCACGACCCCACGCCGCCCAGCAGCGUCGCUGCCGACGCCGACGCCGACGCCAGCGUUUGGCCGCCUCCUCGCCGCGACUCGCUGACACUGGACGUGGCAGCCGCAGCCGCCGUCGACAGCGAGGCAGCCGCUCCUAAAAACUGCGUCGACAGCCCCCGCACGAGCCCCCACGAAGUCGGCAGAAUGGACUCGGUCAAUAUCGCCGUAGUCGGCGCCAAGGGUGUUGGCAAGUCGGCCUUCAUCCAGCGGGCGCUAAGCCAGACACGGCCGCUGCCGUCCAAUAUCAUGCCCGUCCGGCUCAAGGCCGAGGGCGGCAUGACUCUUUUCGUGACGCUGAUUGAGCUCGAUCUCGAGGACUUUGACGACACCCCGGGAGACCAGCCAAUCCGUUGGCCAACGCACCUCGCCGGCCAUGCAGUGGCUCUGCCGAGGCCUCACUGCGCCCUCGUCCUAUACGAUGUGACGAGCAUGGAUAGCCUGAGAUCACUGCCGCAAAUAAUGGGUGCAUUGGAGAUGAGCAACCUCCCGCGGAUUCUCGUGGCCACCAAGUGCGACAACCCGGAAAGCGCACGCCGCGUCAACACGGACGCCAUCCCACGACACUUUCCUGGCGUUUUGAACCUCAUGACUUCGGCAAACGUGCCCAGCACGGCGAGGGAGUCGCUCAACGCCAUAAUCAAGGCUGCGCUGGGCGCCAAGAUGGGCGGUGAUAAACAAGACGCCACACUCUCCCGAAGGCGAGCUGCCUCCUCGGCCGCGCAUCUCGAGGCUCCCGACUACGUCAACGGCCGACCCCUCAGCCAACACUCCAAGCACAGCCGCGCGAGCUCCGACUUGUCCCUGCUGCGUGGCGUACCCCCGCCCGGUGCCAGCGACGGCUAUCGGGGCCAAUCCAGAUCCCGAUCCCCGAGGAUGGAGCACCCCUCCACGCCACAGACGAGCUCAUCGGCCUUUGGCGGCGGGGCCGACGCCCUCGACGACGGCGGCGGCCUCACCGUUUCCAGUAUGCUGCGCACCCACGGCGGCGUCCGCCUAGACACGGGUCGCGACACCUUCCUCGACGACUCCGAGGCCGAGUCGUACCGCCGGUCGGACGACAUCCCCAUCCUACAACGAAACGACGAGAACUUCCCCGAGCAGCUCGCCAAGCUCAUGGGCGUGAGCUUUGACGACCUCGUCGACCGCCUGCUGGCCCCACGCAUGACGAGGGCUGACAACCAAUUCGCCGAUAUCUUCCUAUGCCUCUACCGCAAGUUCGCGCCCCCGAACGUGCUCUUCUCCGCCAUCCUCGCGAGGCUAGAGAUUGGGAGGGACAAGAGGGACAAGAGGGAAAAGAAGGACGGUCUCUAUCUUGUCGCCAUUCAGUCCCAGCUGCGCAUCGUCGAGGUCGUCGCCCGCUGGGUGCAGCUGUACCCAGGUGAUUUUGCCCGGUCCGCCACGAGGCGCCGCCUCGUGGACCUUGUCGGCCACCUUUCGAUUGAGCCCAUAUUCACGGCCGCGGCCCACCAGAUGCGCUGGUAUCUGGACCACCGCAUCUUUGAGGACGAUGACACAGGAUGGGCCGAGUCGGACGAAGCGGACGAGGCCCCAACAACACUCCCGCAGGACCGGCGGCCUAGCGGCGUGGCGGAAAGGUGCUACGGCACAACCGGUGGCGUCAAUGGCAGCAUGUCGUCGUUGCAGAUCGACGAUGACAGGAGCGGCAGAUCCGCCGCGCAGUUCCAGUACCAUUCGCUCGAGGACUACGUACGGGAGGCGGCCACCAUGUCGCCAACUUCGACGCUGCCACUCAACAAGAUUCGCUACCACAUCUUUUUGGACAAGAACACGGACGAUAUCGCCGACGAGAUGACCCGUAUAGACUGGAUCAUGUUCUCGUCGAUUGGCAUCCGCGACCUGGUCCGAGACGUCAGCCUGACGAUGGAGGAGAAGGAGCGGUGCCGCAGCCUACAGAACGUGAGCAGGAUGAUCAGCCACUUCAACCACCUGGCGCGGUGGGUGGCCAAUAUGAUCCUGAUCCGCGACAAGCCCAAGCACCGAGUGCUGGUUCUCGAGAAAUUUGUGCAGAUCGCGGCCAGGUUGCGUGUGCUCAAUAACUAUAACGGCCUUGCGGCAGUGCUGGCCGGCCUCAACAGCACGUCAAUAUACCGGCUCUCGCAGACGUGGUCGCUGCUGAGCUUAGACUCUGAAAAGCGAUUCAAGUCUCUGUCGAAGCUGAUGGCGACCGAGAUGAGCCAUGCACGGUACAGGCUCGCGUGGGAGAACUCGCCCAUGCCCAAGAUCCCAUACAUACCGCUACACCGCCGCGACCUGGUCUCGGCCGAGAUGGGCAGCCGGACCUUUGUGGGUCCUUUGGGCGAUAGGAUCAACUGGAAGAAGUUUGAGGUCCUGGGCGAGGUGAUGCUGCCGCUCAUGAGGAGCCAGGGCACUCCGUACCCGAACCUGAAGAAAGACGACGGGAGCAGAGAGCUGAUUCUGGACUGCAAGAUGCCCAUCGACGAAGAUGACAUAUACCAGCGCAGCGUGCAGGUCGAGAGCGCCUCGGGCCAGGGCGAGUCGAGCAGGAGAAGAUUCCCGUGGUUGAGUUGA